GUCAUUCUUGACAUUCUUGUCAAAACACAGCAUUCACCUCACGAUAAUGAAUCCAGUAAUUUUCAAGAAAAUCAUCAAACUUUGUGAGCAAUAUGAAGAACAGAACUGUUUAACCCCUGCAGAGUACAUAACUGCCAACAGAAGCAACGAAGAUGAAGAGGUACUUUUCAAUUUCCUCAAUCUGCAACGUCAUAACCAAAUCCUUCAAGAAAUAGUGGAACAUUUCAUUGAAUAUAACUCAAUAACUAUCAAGUUGAACAUGAUACGCUUCAAAGUACUAUUUUACGUACUAAUAUUCACGUUGGAUGUAGAAGAUAAAAGUGGUAUAGAGAAAAUAUUCAUCAUAUCGAACAAAAUAACUCAUGCUAUACGAGUACUGCUUUACUAUAUGGACGAAGAAAACCAAAUUCGCACAGCUAAAAUAGCUUGUAAGUAUUUCGAGAAUGAUUAUGUAUUGUCCAACUUCGUUUAUCCCAUCCUGGAUAACAAAGACGAAUUUAAAAAAAUACACGAAUAUGUCAUAGAAUACGAGAAGUGUCUUUAUAAAAAAGAUUGCACUGUACCGAUAGAGAUGAACGUCUCGAAAAAGCCCAUGAAAAUUCCUGCUGUUCCUGUUAACACCCCUGCGGAAAUGGAAACAUUUCACAGUACUCCUCUUCCAAAAACAACCUACCGUCCAGAUAAAACAGUUCAGAAGAAUUUAUCCAAAGAAUAUGAGAAGAACCACAUCAUGGCGAGAGAACUACUCGAAAAAGCGAAAAACAUGCCAGAUUUCGGAAAACAAUUUAAACCAAACGAAGAGGAACCAAAACCAAAAAUUCCAUCUUUCAGAAAUAAGAAGAGGAUAUCUUUAAAACAAGACGUUCCGAUAAAAGCAAAUCUAACAACUAUAAUAAGAGAGGCAGCACUGUACGCCAAAGAAAAAGAAACGUGUAUCGAAAAAAUUAAUGAAAUAUUAAAAGGGGGUGUCGACACCGAAUUAGUUAAAAAAUUUGAAAAAGACAUUCGCGAGGAAGAGGAAAAAAGACAAAUUGAAGAAAUCGAACGUAAGAAACUGUUAUGUAUGUUGAGUCACGAAGAAGCAAUAAUAGCUAAAUGUAAGUUGAAAGCGAAAAAUAAACAGAAGUAUUUUGAGAUGCUGGAAGAGAGAGAAGAACUAAAAGCAAAGCUGACUGAAUGGAAGAAAAAGGAGCAUGAAAAUUAUAGAAUGAAAAUCGAGAGAGCGCAGGAAUCACAUAAAAACGCUAAAGAGUCUGAAAGAAAAAUGAUAGACGAUAAACAAAGUAAUGCUAGAUUAGUACAAUGGGAAUCGAGAAUGCUCCUAUGUAAAGCAAUGGAAGAAAAAGAGAAAGAACUAGCGCGAAAAAUGCACAUAAUACAAGAAAUAAAAGCUAUUCACCAAGUCAGGAAAUUGGACACUUCCAAAGAAUUCGAUAGGACAGAGUGUCCUAAUCUAGGACUUUUAUGCGAAAUGUCCAUAGCAGAACUAGAAGAAAGACUCCGAUUGAUAAAGAUUGAAGAAGAAGAUAAGUUGAACGAAAAACGAGAGUGCAUUUCGAAGAUGAAAGAAGAAAAGAAUAAAAUGAUUCAAGAAGCAAAAGAAUUUAUUGAACAACAUCGUUCGUCUAGGGUGAAACCAAAAAAGCGAGAAAAAAUUAUUUUGAGUGAGAGUGAAGAUAUUAAACAGUUGAAAAAGAAAUAUGAGGAAGCUAAGAAAAUAAGAGAAGCAUGUAGGGUUUGUCCUUGUAGACCUUGUCCUAUUGUUCUUGGACACGAGCGAAAUAAAAUUUGAAAGUAG
This is a messenger RNA of Harmonia axyridis, 1798 nucleotides long. RefSeq names its product structural maintenance of chromosomes protein 1A-like. The transcript has a single exon. The record is from RefSeq and is a predicted model, not a curated record. The coding region runs from base 47 to 1792 and encodes 581 amino acids. NCBI's taxonomy places the organism in Eukaryota, Metazoa, Arthropoda, Insecta, Coleoptera, Coccinellidae.